AUGGGGUUCAACACGUUGUCUAACGCGACGUUCGUGACCUUUCCGAAGGGCCAAGGAUUGAAAGAGAUCAUCCGUGGCUUCCAGGAAACGUGGAAUUUUCCUAACUGUGCUGGCGCCAUUGAUGCCACGCACAUUCCCAUUAUUGCCCCAAAAGACGAUCACGCAGACUAUGUAAACAGAAAGGGAUGGUACUCGAUCAUACUGCAAGCAGUAUGUGACCAUAGAUACCGCUUUACUGACAUCUGUAUCGGGUGGCCAGGCCGUGUCCACGAUGCGAGAGUUUUCGCCAAUUCUCAGCUCAUGGCGCAGGCAGUAAAUGGGAACUUGUUACCAUCAUCGCCAGAAUGGACACAGGCCGUAGGACCUACAGAUGACAACAUCGACAUGCCAGUGGUCCUCAUUGGUGACGCAGCAUACCCGAUGUCUUCAUGGCUUUUGAAACCAUACGUUGACAGAGGGAGAUUUACUGAAGAAGAACAAACAUUCAACUACCGCCUGAGCAAAGCGCGAAUGACAAUCGAAAAUUCAUUUGGACGCCUUAAGGGUCGCUGGAGGCGCUUUCUCAAGAGACUGGAUUUGGACAUCAGCUAUGUCCCCAAUUUAGUGACCGCCGCAGUAACCCUACACAACAUCUGCGAAACUACUGGAGACAUAUUUGACGACAGAUGGAUGGAUCGAGUAAUCGCGAUGAAUGUUCAUCAACCUGAACCAUACCAAAUGAGAGCUCAGCCAAUGGACGGCAAGGAAAUUAGACGAUUACUUUCACGUCAGUUUACUGAAGAACGCUAA
This is a messenger RNA of Gigantopelta aegis, 789 nucleotides long. RefSeq names its product protein ANTAGONIST OF LIKE HETEROCHROMATIN PROTEIN 1-like. Lineage: Eukaryota; Metazoa; Mollusca; Gastropoda; Neomphalida; Peltospiridae. Bases 1 to 789 code for a protein of 262 amino acids. The record is from RefSeq and is a predicted model, not a curated record. The transcript is spliced from 2 exons.